Molecule: messenger RNA, 2192 nt
Organism: Nematolebias whitei (Rio pearlfish)
Lineage: Eukaryota; Metazoa; Chordata; Actinopteri; Cyprinodontiformes; Rivulidae
Gene: shcbp1
Product: SHC SH2-domain binding protein 1
Exons: 13
Coding region: 96-2192 (698 amino acids)
Biological process (GO): fibroblast growth factor receptor signaling pathway
Source: RefSeq, a predicted model, not a curated record
AACAGGAAAAGAAUGCUGUUGAUUUUCUGUUUGUGAAACACAGCAUCAAGGCGUGUCUGUUUUAUCCAGUGGAACAGGAGUAUUUGUUAAUUCUCAUGGAGUCAGAAGCACGGGAAGUGGCGUGUAUAGUUAACGACAUGUCGGAUAUGGUGGUGGUUGAUCUGGAUUCUACCGUUACAGCCGAGCUCGACACAGAGGACGGCCUCCCCGAAGAGGCCCGUAAUGUGUCAGACGUAGCUCACGCUCUGUUUCAGAACGAAGACGAUGAAGGUGAGGAUGAUGGUGAUGACAGUGGCACAGAUCACUUCAGUGAAAAGUCUGGGACCCAGCUGCAGAGAUGUGAGCGACGAGGGAGCUCCAGACUUCCUGACACCUUCCAGACCAGCAACCUGUUAUUCUACGAGAGGUUUAAAGCUUAUCAGGACUACAUGCUUGGAGAUUGCAAGCCCUCAGAGGUGCAAACCUUCACAGCAGAUUACCUGGACAAGGUGUUGGAGCCAUGUGACUGGUUAGCUUUAUGGUGCACUGACGUGUUCGAUGUUCUGGUGGAGGUGAAGGAUUUGGACCUAAAGGAUCUGAAGGCUUGUGUGAAAUUAGUGCUGCCUCUGCAGUGUGGCACCAGAGACUGUGAAAUAACUGAGGAGGCCAUGAACGCUCUCCUUGAAGACACUCAGCACAAAGUGUCCCUGCAGGAGCUGCAGGUGGUCUACGAAGAGUCUGGAGACUUUGACCAGACUGCUCUGGCUCUCGAGCACCUCAGGUUUUUCUAUAAACACAUCUGGAGGCAGUGGGAUGAGGAAGACGAGGAUGAUGACUUUGACUAUUUUGUUCGUUGUGUGGAGCCUCGUCUCAGAUUCUACUACGACAUCUUGGAGGACAGAGUUCCAGCCGGCCUGGUGGCAGAGUACGAGUCCUUACUAGAAAACUGCUCCAAGUGCUUCCAGCAGUUUUCAGAGCUCCGCAGCGGCCUCUGUGCUGACUCGGACUCUGAGCUGGACAAUGUGUCAAUGGUGGAGGGUCUGAAGCUCUGUGACCAGCUGGAGACAUUCAAACGCAAGCUACACAUCAUCGAGAACCCCCUGCUGAGGUAUGUGCUGGCCUACAAAGGAACCUCCGGGCAGCAGUGCGUACAGAGCCGUGGGCUCAGGGCUUCAGGUAUGAAGGUGGUUCAUGUGGUGACGGCGUCCUGCAGCAUCAUCCAGCUCCAAUCUCUCCUCAGUGCACGACUGAUUUCCCUGUGCUCCUCAGAGGACACCGAGAUCCAGUUCCACAAAGAGCCAGUGUCGGCUGUGGAUGCGUGUCACCAGGACGACUUGGUGAUCAUUCUCCCAGGAGUCUACAGCGUCAGCAGCUCCAUCUUCAUCCCAGACUCCAUCACCAUCGAAGGAUUUGGGUUUCCUGAUGAAGUUGUCAUUGAGAUGAAAGACAAAGGUGACUCGUUCGUGGAAUCUACAGGAGCGGAUGUCAGACUGUCCAACAUCAAGUUCAUCCAGCACGAUGGCAUCGGAGGCAUUCUGUGUGUGCGUCAAGGUACUGUGAACAUGGAGAACUGUGUGCUGCAGUGUGAGACCACUGGCGUGAUCGUGCGAACAUCUGCACGUCUUACCAUGAACAUGUGUGACCUGUAUGGCUCCAAGGGGGCAGGUGUGGAGAUUUACCCCGGCAGCGUCUGCAGUCUGGUUGGGAACGGCAUCCAUCACUGUAAGGACGGGAUCCUGAUCAAGGACUUUGCCAAUGAGCUGGAUGGCAUGCCAUCCAUCACCAUGGAGAACAAUGCUAUUCACAACAACGAAGGCUUCGGGGUGAUUCUGGUGAAACCAGGAAAUGGAGAACCUCUUCAGGUUACUGCUGACAGAACUGAAGAAGAUACUACUGCAGAUAUGGCUAAGGACAAGCAGCAGGAGGGUGAUGCAGAUCCACACUCCACCACAUCAUCAUCAUCAUCAGACACACCUACCAGCAGCAGCGCCACACCUGUUCAGAUGGGGUCGGCUGAAAGCAACAGCACAGAUGGAGACGUGGCCUCCGUCACAGGCAGGAAGUGGCAGCUCAGCCGUCAAAUGAGCCGAAACAAGGAGGCGUCCUGCAGCCGACCGGUCCAGGACCUGAUGGAGCACCAGAUCUUCAUUUCUGUUCAGGAGAACCAGUUCAAACGAAACGGCAGGGGGGACUUUGGUACUUUCUUCUUCUGA